ACCGAUCGCCAGGACAGUGAGGUGUUGGUGGUGUACGAGUAUCAAUGGUCAUUAACGCUACUUCUGUUCCUUUCCUUUACCUUUAACUUCAAGGCAACUAAAUCAAUCAAAACACUAGCAGACUUUGACAUCUAUCCUCACUACUCAUCGUAAAAUACCCUACACCAACAGUUUUCCUCCUUUAGAUUAUCGUAAUCUAGGUCAAACUUCCAUCACCUCCACAUCUCUUGAUUGCCCUUCGAUCGCCAUGUCUGUCGAGGUCAAUCCAUCCCAACUCGGUUUUCAACGUCCUCUCACUCAGUUGGUCAAACGUACCCUUACCGUCUCCAAUCCUAAUGCGCAACCUAUCGCCUUCAAAGUCAAAACCACUGCUCCGAAGCAGUAUUGUGUACGUCCCAACAGUGGAAGAAUUGAGCCGGGGGAGCGAGUAGAAGUUUCGGUUCUCCUUCAGCCCAUGAAAGAAGAUCCAGAGGCUGGAGCAAAAUGCCGUGAUAAGUUUUUAGUUCAGAGCACGAUCAUCACCCCCGAGCGAGAAUCUCGCCCAUUUGCUGAGCUGUGGUCGUCCGUGGAAAAAGAAGAUAAGAGCUCGAUCUCUGAACACAAGAUCCGUUGCACUUAUCUCCCCCCUGCCGAUGAGCUUAACGGUGCUCCCCAAACCAACGAAUUUGGCGUUCAUAAAAAUGGUAAUGGUCCCGCAGGCCUUGGCGCUAUACCGCACACCACUAACCGAGAUGAUGAUGAUGAUCCACGAUUCAAUUCCGUCCGCAGUAGUAAUAUCGGUACAUAUCAUCAGGCUCCAUCAGGGUCUCCGCCAAAUCGCUUCGAGCUCGAUCAGCCGGAUACUACCGUCUACGUCGCCGCUCAAGAUGAGUCCUUUACAGGUCGCCAAAGGAUCAAUUCGUCGACCUCUCCCAUUCACACCCUCAAACAUCGUGCUUCAGGCCAAACUUCUCUCUCGGCAACCGAAGAUGGAAAAGGGGGCCCGCCUGCACCUUCUGCACCAUCCAGAUCUUCGCCUUCUAUGAAUGGUAUCAGCCACAAGUCAUCCAACCCUCUUCCCCCUGUGACUCUUGAAGAGGUUCAUAAGUUGACAGCUCAACUGUCAGCAGCUCAAAAAGAAAUUGAAAGGCUGAAAACAUCACUCAAACAAGGAGAAGAAGGUUUACGAAAAAGAAACAGUCAUGCAGGCGCCAACUCGCAUGUGAGUGGAGCCGACAUGAUGACAUUGGGUACACAUGGUCUCAAGGGGCCAUCCGGUCUCGUUCCGGUCCAAACCGUCGUCUUAAUCUCCAUUGGCGUAUUUGCCUUUACCUGGUUAUUCUUUUAAUAUGAUCGAACAGGGUAUCAAGCCCAUGCUCAGCCUCCCUACACUGAUCAUUUAACUCUCAUGCCCAACCUUGAAAGACUGACGUGGAGAUAUUGACUCGACCCGAGUCAUCCCGAUCAACCUAUUCGCAUUUUCAACAUCUCGAUAAUUUUUUCACUAAUCUAAUAUUGUGACUAGCGAUUUAUCACACUAUUUCAUGUUCACCACAUUGUCGACGGACGCGAGAUGCUUCUCUUAUCUUAUUAUCGGCUUCUUCCUUUUCUAUCGAGCAUCCAGAUCAGUUGAUCUGGAGAAGUCAUACGCCUGUCUCCCUUUGUUCCUGCAGGGGCUUGUUCCAGUCAUGCCUCAUAUUUUUCCUACAUGACUUGUGCCCUUUCCAUGCCAUCUUUCUUUAUUGGUUUUUAUUGUUGGAUAUCAUUUUGGGUAGACAGGAGUAUGUGCCUUUGUUGUGAUUAUAUAAAUAUACAUAUUUUUGACGUGCUUACCACUCAUUGUAGGCGUGUUUCUUCAUUGCCCUUUAUAUAUUGACAAUCAUCCCAGACAUGUUCUACUUGCCCUGCGAUCUUUCCCUC
This is a messenger RNA of Melampsora larici-populina 98AG31, 1899 nucleotides long. RefSeq lists its product as uncharacterized. The coding region runs from base 248 to 1327 and encodes 359 amino acids. Gene Ontology annotation, biological process: endoplasmic reticulum membrane organization. Gene Ontology annotation, cellular component: plasma membrane; endoplasmic reticulum membrane. The transcript has 7 exons. Gene Ontology annotation, molecular function: FFAT motif binding. The record is from RefSeq and is a predicted model, not a curated record. Lineage: Eukaryota; Fungi; Basidiomycota; Pucciniomycetes; Pucciniales; Melampsoraceae.